GACGGUGUGCGAGUCCCGGGGCAGGGACAGUGUGCGAGUGGGACAGUGUGCGAGUCCCGGGGCAGGGACAGUGUGCGAGCCCCGCUCCUCGGCCGGCCCCGUCCCAGCGCUCGGAGCACCCGAGCGAGGGAGCGCUACUGCUGCUGCCGGGCUCCGGGGCACUAAAACACGGGGGGUUUUGUAAAGGACGGCGUUUAACACGGGGCCUGGAGCCUGGCCAGCGCCUCGCCUCCGUGCCUCGCAGGGACUCCCCCGCGCCGGGGCGGAGCGGCUGAGUCACCCGCGGAGCGGGGCUGCCCUCCCGAGCCGGGCUGCGGAGCCCCACGUGCCGGGGAUUUAAAGAGUUGGGGCAGCGAGCGAGGGCAUGCCCAGCAGAGCGGCUGGCAGAGCGGAGCUCGGCGGACAUGGGACACCCGUGCCACCAGCAGCGCCCCGCGGGCACCCCCGAGCGCGGCCCGAGGAGGGCAGGGCACGGCGCGGGGCUGCCCGGGGCCCCGCUGCUCCUCCUCUUCGUCCUCAUCGCCUCCUCCAUUUCUGCUUGCAAAGGUGCACCAAUGCCAUCCCAAGCACUCGAAUCAGAUGAGGAUCUGCAGCUGUUGAAAGAGAUAGAUGAUGCAUGUUCUGCUUACCUCUCCACAGAUUCGCAGCCUCAGGUAUCCAAUACACUGGAAGAACUCUGUUUUUUGAUCAUGGGCUUUCUCCAGAAACCACAGGAUUUAGAUGAGAAAGACAACACGAAAAGGUUCUUAUUUCAUUAUUCUAAGACUCAUGACUCGGGCAACUCAGACAUCAUGUCAUCUGUCCUGCAUCCUUUACUGCAACUCGUUCCUCAGCUUAAUGAGAGAAGACUGAAGAGAUACAAACUGGACGAAGAACUUCAAGGACCUGGAGUGAUUCAAAGCAGGGGCUACUUUUUCUACAGGCCACGUAAUGGAAGGAGAUCAGUGGGUUUUCGCUAAGGAGGAUUAUAGAUUCCUGACUUAGAACUAAAACUGCAGGAAUGCUGAGUACAUGGACAUACUGUUUUCCUUACAAUAAUUAUUCAUUAUUAAUGUACAAUUAGAAAUCACUCAAAUGUAAAUAUUCUUAACCCAGAAUCUGUUAAGAAGGUCUUUACUAUCUUGAUUAUAUUAAAAGCAUAUUAAAAGUAUUUGUUUCCUAGUGUUAUGAUGUUCACAACCUCAUGUAAUUCAACUGUAAAGAGUCACUGUUUGCACACAACAGACAUUGCCUCUAACAACCCUGUUAAGCAAAUUUUCCCUUCUAAAUAAAGACCCUCAGCCAGACAGUUGUUUUAAUGAGAAUGUUUGCAAUCAAGACUCCUGUGUUUUUUCCAGAAUAUGUUGUGAUUUGUGUGUUUCACCAUCUCAAAA
Messenger RNA from Zonotrichia leucophrys gambelii, 1373 nucleotides. It is a transcript of the gene NMU, whose product is annotated as neuromedin U. Gene Ontology annotation, biological process: positive regulation of synaptic transmission; neuropeptide signaling pathway; positive regulation of smooth muscle contraction. The coding region runs from base 405 to 959 and encodes 184 amino acids. The transcript is spliced from 10 exons. Gene Ontology annotation, cellular component: terminal bouton. The record is from RefSeq and is a predicted model, not a curated record. Lineage: Eukaryota; Metazoa; Chordata; Aves; Passeriformes; Passerellidae. Gene Ontology annotation, molecular function: neuromedin U receptor binding.